AUGAAACAAGAAUUUGAGAUGUCAGAUCUGGGACUCAUGCAUUAUUUUCUUGGAGUAGAGGUGCAACAACAAUCUGAAGAUAUAUCCAUUUCUCAAACCAAGUAUGUGGUUGAUUUAUUGAAGCAGUUUAGAAUGAUGCCAUGCACUACAGUUGCAACUCUUGUAGCACUUGGUGAAAAAUUAACCAAGGCAGAUGCAAGUUCCAACGUGGAUACUACUAAAUACAAAAGUUUGGUUGGGAGCCUCAUGUACCUCACUACAACGAGACCUGACAUUAUCUAUGUUGUGAGUCUCAUCUCUCGAUUCAUGCGCGAUUUACAUGAAUCUCAUUGGCGAGCUGUAAAAAGAAUUUUGAGGUAUGUAAGUGGCACACACAAUUUUGGCAUUCAUUAUUCUCCCACUGACAAGUUUGAGCUAGUUGGCUACACAAAUUUUGAUUGGGCUGGUUUAGUGGAUGAUAAAAAAUCAACCUUUGGUUGGGUUUUCUCACUUGGUUCUGGAGCCGUUUCAUGGAGUAGUAAAAAACAGGCAACCAUGGCUCUCUCUUCCAUAGAAACCGAGUAUAUUGCAGCAGCUGCAGCUAGUUGUCAAGAUAUCUGUAUUCAAUGA
This is a messenger RNA of Cryptomeria japonica (Japanese cedar), 609 nucleotides long. RefSeq names its product secreted RxLR effector protein 161-like. Bases 1 to 609 code for a protein of 202 amino acids. The transcript has a single exon. The record is from RefSeq and is a predicted model, not a curated record. NCBI's taxonomy places the organism in Eukaryota, Viridiplantae, Streptophyta, Pinopsida, Cupressales, Cupressaceae.